This is a messenger RNA of Gekko japonicus, 1656 nucleotides long. It is a transcript of the gene ERP29, whose product is annotated as endoplasmic reticulum protein 29. Gene Ontology annotation, biological process: protein secretion. The record is from RefSeq and is a predicted model, not a curated record. Bases 27 to 809 code for a protein of 260 amino acids. The transcript is spliced from 3 exons. Gene Ontology annotation, cellular component: endoplasmic reticulum; endoplasmic reticulum lumen. Lineage: Eukaryota; Metazoa; Chordata; Lepidosauria; Squamata; Gekkonidae.
CGGCCCCGGUGCACGACGAGCUCGGCAUGGCUGCGCGGCGCCCCGGACCCACCGCCACCGCCGCCUUCCUCCUGCCGCUGGCCCUGCUCCUCGCCUCGGCCUGCCACCGCGGCGCCGCGCUCCACACCAAGGGCGCCCUCCCGCUCGACACCGUCACUUUCUACAAGGUGAUCCCGAAGCAUAAGUUUGUCCUGGUGAAAUUUGACACUCAGUACCCUUAUGGAGAGAAGCAGGACGAGUUCAAAAAAGUGGCUGAAAGCUCCGGGUCCAGCAAUGACCUGUUGGUGGCCGAAGUGGGAAUCUCAGAUUACGGCGACAAGCUGAACAUGGAGCUGGGGGAAAAAUACAAGCUGGACAAAGACGCCUACCCCGUAUUUUACUUGUUCCAAGAUGGGGACUUGGAGAAUCCGCUGCCGUACGACGGCCAAGUCAAAGCCACCGACUUGCAACGCUGGCUGAAGAGCAAAGGCAUCUACAUGGGCAUGCCGGGGUGCUUGAAGGAAUUUGACGCCUUGGCGACAAAGUUCAUGAGCACUGCGCAAGAGUCAGGGCGCAAGGCUCUUCUGGAGGAGGGCCAGAAACUUCUGGCCGCGGCCAGGGAGCCCGACCGGAAGUCGGCCGAUCAGUACGUCAAGGUCAUGACCAAAAUCCUCGCCCAGGGCGACUCCUUCGCUUCCAACGAGUUGUCCCGGAUCACCAAACUCAUCGAGGAGACCAAGAUGAGCGACGGGAAGAAAGAGGACCUCCAGAAACGCCUGAACAUCCUUACGUCCUUCCAGACGAAGAAGGAUGAGAAGGAAGAGCUUUGACGGGUCGGCACGCGAGCGAGGAGGUCAAAGCGGGUUGUGUUCCCAUCCGGUGCUCCUUGAAACAAGCAAAACCAUCCCACCGCCUUUUCCUCCAAGAGGCUGCAGAAUUUGUCCUCUUAGAGAGAUCCUGUCCUGCUGUGUUCUGUUGACAAAGGCGUCCCUCCGUUGGGGACUCCGGAGCUGCAAGAGUUCAGAACACCCUCCAUUCCCACGGUACAGGGAACCAUUCCUAGGAAAGUCAAGGGCAUUUUUGGUGGGCAGGUGGGAAGGUCUGUUAAUCCUUUGUUCAAAAAGGCAAGGGGGGUGGGGUGGGCGUCCUUCACCAGAUUUUGUAUUUAUGGGUGCUAUGUCCUUCCAAGGUCUGUUCUCAAGAUAGCUGCCUUCAGGACUUUGACGCAGCCUGUUCUUGCUUGGUGGGUUUCAAGAUGGCUGCCCGCAGAACUCUGGGUGGCUGGUUCUCAUUGGCUGAAUUUACAAGGUUAUGCCCGCACCAUCUGGCCUGCUUGACAGCUCUCUCCUCCCCCCCCCCCUUUCCCAGUCCUAGGCAAGCAAUGGAGGGUCGGGUGGGCGGCAACUGAAACUGGGUCGCUGGCUUCGUGAGGCUGGCGGUCCUCAGAACGCCACUCGCACUCGGGGCUCUUGACAGAGGAGGGUGCAAGGUGACUGCCCUUGCCGCGUUGUGCGGCCUGUGGAGGAGGCGGGGGGGGGCAGUGAGAGUGGGGUUGAUUUUGUGUAUUUUGGGGAGCACAGCUUUGGACAGAGCAACAUGUGCAUUGGGGGUUGGUGAGGAGCCGGGUGUGUGUCUUUUACUGAACAGUAUUUGCAAACGGGCUUGGGGACCAGUUAC